UUCAGUGUGUUGAUGUUUUCUCUGUGUUAAGGAAGGAGACAGUUACCCGCCUUAACUACCCAACUACCCAACUACCACAAGACUGGGGGAGUUAUAAGAGUCAUGUGAUGCACUUCAUUACUCUACCAGACCGUCUUGUAUUAGUGUCUGGCAGCAACGCUCUGAGGAAUAUAACAGCUUUGCCAGAGACUUGAACAAUGCUGUAUACUAAUAUGGAAGGUCGGACAGAAACGAUGAUGAAUCUUCGAGUUGGGCAGACAGGCGUUGGCAGGGUUGCCGCCGGGGAUGAUGGGGUCGUGGUCAGUGGGGAGACCUCCAUCGGGGGUCCUCCCUCCCCGACGGGUCUACGCUACACCUCGGACAAACACCCCAAGCUGGCCCUGGCGAACAUCAACAUGCUGCAGAAAAGACGAGAAUUGUGUGAUGUUGUACUCAUAGUUGGAGGCCGCAAGAUAUUUGCUCACAGAGUGAUCUUAUCUGCAUGCAGCCCAUAUUUCCAUGCAAUGUUUACAUCUGAGCUUCUUGAGGCAAGACAGACUGAGGUGCCCAUUCGUGAUAUUGAUGAGCAUGCAGUAGACUUGCUGGUCAAUUUCUGUUACACUUCAGAAAUCACCAUAGAAGAGUCCAAUGUACAAACACUACUUCCUGCAGCGUGUUUACUGCAGAUGCAAGAGAUACAAGAUGUAUGUUGUGAGUUCCUCAAGCAACAGUUGCAUCCCUCUAACUGCCUUGGGAUCCGUGCAUUCGCUGACACCCACUCCUGCAGGGACCUCCUCCGGAUAGCUGAUAAGUUCACCCAACAUAACUUCCAAGAGGUAAUGGAAAGUGAAGAAUUUAUGGAAUUACCUGUGAAUCAGUUAAUGGAUAUUAUCUCAAGUGAUGAGCUCAAUGUCCGGUCAGAGGAGCAAGUGUUCAGUGCUGUCAUGGCCUGGGUGAAAUAUAAUGUCACAGAGAGAAGACCUUAUCUUGCACAGGUUUUGGAACAUGUUCGACUACCACUGCUCAGUCCAAAGUUCCUAGUGGGCACCGUUGGCUCUGAUCUUCUCAUAAAGAGUGACGAGGCUUGUCGUGAUCUGGUUGAUGAAGCAAAAAAUUAUCUCCUGUUGCCUCAAGAGCGGCCCCUCAUGCAGGGUCCUCGCACCAGGCCAAGAAAGCCAAUUAAAACCGGGGAGGUCCUUUUUGCAGUCGGCGGAUGGUGUAGUGGAGAUGCCAUAGCCUCUGUUGAGAGGUUCGAGCCCACAACCUGUGAGUGGCGCAUGGUAGCACCCAUGAGUAAGAGGCGCUGUGGGGUGGGUGUGGCUGUGUUGUCCGACCUGCUCUACGCUGUGGGGGGACAUGAUGGACAGUCUUACCUUAAUAGUGUUGAGAGGUACGACCCACAAACUAACCAGUGGCUGUGUGAGGUGGCCCCAACAAGCACCUGCCGUACCAGCGUGGGUGUGGCGGUGUUGGACGGGUAUCUGUAUGCUGUUGGCGGACAAGAUGGUGUGUCUUGUCUUAAUGUGGUGGAAAGGUAUGACCCCCAGAGUAACCGGUGGACAAAGGUUGCAUCCAUGAACACAAGACGAUUAGGAGUGGCUGUCGCUGUUCUUGGUGGAUUUCUGUAUGCUGUAGGGGGAUCAGAUGGCCAGAGUCCUCUUAACACAGUCGAGCGCUACGACCCAAAGAUGAACAAGUGGGCGAUGAUGCCGGCAAUGAGUACUCGUCGGAAACACCUAGGCUGCGCAGUGUACAACAAUAUGAUCUAUGCCGUUGGUGGGAGGGACGACUGUACCGAACUGUCCAGUGCCGAGCGUUAUAACCCCCACACCAACCAGUGGAGUCCUAUUGUUGCGAUGACAUCAAGACGAAGUGGAGUUGGCUUAGCGGUAGUCAAUGGAAUGCUGUACGCUGUCGGUGGUUUUGACGGAACGACCUACCUCAAAACCAUCGAGGUGUACGACCCAGAUCAGAACCACUGGCGGUUGUGUGGCUCCAUGAACUACCGUCGCUUGGGCGGUGGCGUAGGCGUCGUCAAGCUUCCACACAACGAGGCCCAUCUCUGGUGAUUAAACGAAGGGCUAGAAUUCUGGCUUGGGGUAACUGUCAGUGGAAAAUUAGGUAUUGGAAAUAGUGGACUUUAAGGUAUCAGAGUUAUUGGAAAGGAGUACAAUACAGUAGUGUGUUUCAGAUGUUGUUACUGUAAUCAUGUUAAUAAGUGUAUAUUUAAUAUGGUAAUUAACCUAUAAUGCAUCAUAACCUAUCAAAUAAUAAUAAGAAACUGACUAAGCAACUUUUGUGUGUGUAUACAUAGUUAAUACUAUAUAAGAAGUAUUAUACACGUGAAAGUUGUUUCGAUAUUACUGUAGGCGAGUAUUAACUACAAGUCGGUGAUGCAAAAAACAAACAAAAACACAAGGUUCGAGUUGUGUGUGUGUAGAUUAUGAUGGUUGAGUUCAGGAAAGGAAGAGUAAGAUUAGUAAAAACAACUAAAUUUCUCUGAUAACCAGGAAGAUCGACAGACUCCCAGAUUUUAUGCUAGAAUUCUGCCUGUUCAUAUCACAGACUAACAAACAUAUGACGAAAACAAUAAUUAGUAUAAUGUGGACCAGAAAUCGUGGACCAUGGAGCAUCGUCCACGGCCAAAUCCUUAUAACUCACCCUAAGAUCACAACAAAGAUUAUAUUUUAAGUUAUCCAAAUGUCUGGUGUUGUGAGCUUGGAUGUAUCGUACAAGCACUCAGCGUUAUGUGAGGGAUUUAUGAUAGAUGACCAUUACAAGUCAGUGAUUAUAUUGUAACAUGACCUGAAUAUCGAGGGCUGUAUUGAUUUAAUUUCAAGUUCAUGAUUUGAGCUCAAUAACAGCCAAUAAUAUGGCUUUAUUUGAAAAUUUAUUUUAUUAUAAUGAAAUUUUAUUUAAUUUUUAUACAGUAAGGCCCUUCCAUCCUUUCAUUUAAAUCAAUAUUUUUUCUACUUAUUUUAUAGUUUUCAUCUAGUUAAGGAAGUAAAGGAUAAAUAAAACUCAUCAAUUGUACCGUUGUCCCUCUUAAGAGUUUUCCAUUGUCUUGGGGAUGAAUGUGCCAAUCUUUCCUAUUGAGUGAGAGUAGAGACCAGUUGCAACCUUAUUUCAUCAUAAAUUGAAAAACAAAAAUUAACAAAAGCAUUUCUUCCCAUUUAUGAAAACCUGUGGAAGUUGUCAGGUGAUUUUCUCGAGUAUUAAUGCUGGGUGGACGGUAUGGUUGUGACGAGAGUGCUGAAGGGGCGGAGCUGACCUUUUUGUGGGUGAUAGUUGAUCUCUGCCGUAUAUUCCUUGGGUUUUUGUUCAUGUGUCUCUAUACUGUUGGCCCACUAGUAUACAGCAGGGUGGCUUAUGUGGAACCUGUGCCAUAGUCAUUGUAGAUUUUUAGUUAUCUGUGAUGGGACACUGCCUUCCUUCACACAUUCAUAAUUAACACCUUUAUUAUUAUUAUUAUUAUUAUUAUUAUUAUUAUUAUUAUUAUUAUUAUUAUUUGUGUUUCUCCUGCCACAUUACCAUUAGUACUUCCAGUUCAUUUUAUUUUUCAUUACUUCUUUCUUCAUUUUAUUGCCUUUGGUGAAAUAUAAACUAAGUCUUGUAAAGUUGCACUUGCUGUCACUGUCCUUUUCUCAUAUGUCACUGAAAAGAAAAUCCACGCUGGCUUAUUUUAUACGCACGUUAAUGGGGGAUUUCCUGUCUUAGAAAUAAUGGAUUAUUCUAUUAUUUGUAUCUCUGUCUUUUCCUCCCCUUCAACACCCCGCACCUACUGCCCCAGAACUAUUUUUCCUCGCACAAACGGCCAUCAGACAGUUCAACAUCCUCGUUUCACUAAGAGGCAGUCAAUUAAAAGAUCGAUUUAUUCUGAAUGGUUUAUUUUAUCUCGGUAUUGAAUAAGAAUCUCAGACGCAGUAGUUUUAUUAUUAGUAUCUCCUGUGUUGUUGGUUACAUAUACAUACAUCUCCAUCAUAGCUGCCGGGCGUAUAUAUGCUUGCUUUCAUUUCUUCCAUUUCUUUUUUUUUUUUUAAUUUAGGUUUUAGUUGUACUGUUUGUCACAAUUGUUGAUGUGAUUUUUAACAUUUAAAGCAUCUUUUAAUUGUUUUCCAUCUUUUAUUUGUGUUUUGCUACAGUAUAUUUUUAAGUACUCUUUAUAACUGUCAUCCCUUCUCUGUGUAGGUUAUGAGGUGUUUCUUUGUGUGUAAGUUCAUUUUCAUACCUUGUCUGGGCUUCAUCCAUCCCCACGGUCCUUUCUUAAUAACUAUUGCUAAUAUAUUCUCCAGGUCCAUAAACAUCACAAACUCUAGUUUCUGCUUUUCAGUAAAUUUUAGAGGAUGAGAUAUUCACAGGGCUGUGUUCAUUUAUAAUUCCCCCAUACUAGAAUGUUACUUUUUCUGUUUCAUUUACCCUCUGUGUAUCCACCCUGCUGUAUAUAUAUAUCUCCAAUAUUUACUUCUGUUUGUGAUGGAAGCUUCACUCUUUUACUCCUUUAACUAGCACCCAUCCAGUUCCUUGGAGAGUCAAACUCAUGAAUCUGAAGCAUUUAAGGACAGAAUAAUGAAUCGGUCUCCUGCUUCGGGUUCAUGAGUAUGAAUCUUGGGGUUGGUGGUUCAGGAGGAGAGGCAAUCGGACUUUUGUAUUUGACUGUACAUUAUCUUCCUCUCAUCCUCAAACUACUGUACCUGUACUUCAGAAUCAUCUCAUUCCUUUCAGUCAUUAGGUUCAUCACUUCCAAAAGGUAUUUACUCUACUCAAGUCACCUGAAGGUCUGAGUGAGGAGCAGAUACCGUUAAAUACCUUUCUGAGUAAGACGAUACAAACACUAGACCUUAAUGUUGGUGAGCUGAACAUGCUACUUAUGUUCAAUACAUUUUUACACACUGGACUAUAGUGGCUGAACACUGACCCGACACUUACCCAACACAUAAGUAUGAUUACAUCCCCAAACAUUAACCACUUUUUAUCGUAGAAGAACAGAUAGUUUUAAUUAUGGAAUAUGAGAAUGAAGUUGUGAAUUUGAUUUUGGGGGGGACUUUACAAUAUAUGGAUAAUGAUACAAUGUUUUCUCUGAGAUACAGCAGAGAGGUGGGAGAAGUUCAGAAGGAUUUGUUACUAGUAUGGUACAGUACCUCAUUUAUUUCUUAGUAAUAUUGCUAUCCCUAUUACACCAAUUUACUGAAUGUAUGAUAUAUAUUUACAAGGGUUCCAUCAUAUACUGUAUAUCCCUCCAGGUAAAUCACUUUUCAGGGUUCCUCUGAUGUAGUUAAUAUGUCUUUUGAGUUACCAUUUAUACCAGAGGAGUUGUCUUGUUUGCAUCAUCCUCGUGCUUAUAGGGGAUUAUCAGACAGAUAUUUACUCUUAUGUUCCAAGUAAUUGCAACUAAAAAUAUAAACUACGGUACAGUAUAUGUAUGGGUAUAUAAAUUUCAUAUUGUUCCCAUUAAACCUAUUAAAGAUACUGAAAAAUGACUCUACAGACCAUUGAUGUAUUUAAUAACUACUGUCGGAGUUACUGAACUGAAAUUCCAUAUUAAAAAUUAUGAUAAUCUUUAACAGGAUCUAAGUAGUAUUAAAGUAACAACACAGUUAUUGAUGAUAUAUGUUUAUGAAUACUUACCUGGUGUGAAGUAACAUAAAGGGCAAGUAAUUCAGAAGAGAUCUUGUACAAUGUUUUAAAGGGGAAGACUCAGGAGGAUUUUUUUAAUUAUGUUCAGAUGAUAUGCUUCUCUGGUCACAACAAAAUAUUCUGAAGCUUUACUCGGAGGUGCACAAAACGUUGGCCACAUCUUGGAUUUUACUCUCAUUAAAAUAAGCUCUUGGUUGGGUGAUAAACAUGUUAUAAUGAGGUGUACAAUGUGUAGGGUUAAUUAAACAUGAUAGUACUGCA
This is a messenger RNA of Homarus americanus (American lobster), 5874 nucleotides long. It is a transcript of the gene dbo, whose product is annotated as kelch-like protein diablo. The record is from RefSeq and is a predicted model, not a curated record. Bases 198 to 2048 code for a protein of 616 amino acids. Gene Ontology annotation, molecular function: protein binding. The transcript has 13 exons. Lineage: Eukaryota; Metazoa; Arthropoda; Malacostraca; Decapoda; Nephropidae.